This is a messenger RNA of Physella acuta, 2098 nucleotides long. RefSeq lists its product as uncharacterized. NCBI's taxonomy places the organism in Eukaryota, Metazoa, Mollusca, Gastropoda, Physidae. Gene Ontology annotation, molecular function: zinc ion binding. The record is from RefSeq and is a predicted model, not a curated record.
CUCCCGCUAUUAGUUUACCAAAAAAAACAACCUCCUAAACAAGAUGGCUGCUGAAGUAAACAAACUUUGUUGCAUCUUUAUUUAUUACGGAAAAGUUCUAAUACAAUUGUUUAAAAACAGAUGUUUCGUUUAAAUCAGAAUGUCAACAUGUGAAACAGAGGUACAUCGGAGAUCAAGAAACAAAGGAUGAUGACCAACCAAGACGCAACACAUCCAACAACAACGUGUGAUGAAUGCCAAACAAAAGGCUUUAGAGGCGUGAGAUGGAAAUGUACCCAGUGUUUCAACUAUGACCUUUGUGAUGAGUGCUACAACGACAACAAACAUUUCCUGGACCAUGUUUUCUGGAAGAUUGUGUCGCCUGGCUCAGAAAGAGUUGUAUCAUCGCCUAGGUCUACACACAAAGUAACCACGGACCAAAGUGGACCAGAGCAAGAAAUUUACGCAACACAUCCAACAACAACGUGUGAUGAAUGCCAAACAAAAGGCUUUAGAGGCGUGAGAUGGAAAUGUACCCAGUGUUUCAACUAUGACCUCUGUGAUGAGUGCUACAAGGACAACAAACAUUUCCUGGACCAUGUUUUCUGGAAGAUAGUCAAGCCACGAGUAGAAGGUGUAAUUACGGCACCACGAUCUAGACAACCAGUGAACAGUGAACGAAGUCAAGCAACUAGACAAGCACUUCAGAUUGUGACACACCCAAAUAUAACCUGUGAUGGCUGCAACACAGAAGGCAUUGUGGGUGUGAGAUGGAACUGUGCUCAGUGUGUUAACUAUGAUCUGUGUGAAGUUUGCUACAAUAGCAACAAGCACUCUCUUGAUCACAAGUUUAGAAAAAUUGUUCAGCCAGGGGUACAGGGGGUAAUUGUGUCACCUCGAUCAGCACAGCCAAUCAGCUCUGAUCAUAUUGGGGCAGAUCAAUCAAAUUAUUCAAAUAUCAUACACCCAAAUAUUACCUGCGAUGAAUGCAAGGUACUAAAUAUUCGAGGUGUGCGAUGGAAAUGUCUUCAGUGUGCAGACUUUGAUCUGUGUGGUACCUGUUUUAGAAAUAAGAAACAUUUUCCAGAGCACCAAUUUAGGCGGAUCACUCAACCCUUGGCAGCAAGAAGAGUCACAGUAAAUAGCUCAACAUACCUUGUUAAUACUAACCAAAAUAGAGAGGGACAACAGGUUGAUAUAGAUACACAUCCAACAACAACGUGUGAUGAAUGCCAAACAAAAGGCUUUAGUGGUGUGAGAUGGAAAUGUUCUCAGUGUAUUGAUUAUGACCUGUGUGAUGAGUGUUUCAAAUAUGGCAAACAUUCUCCGGAUCAUGCAUUCUUUAAGAUCGUCAAGUCGGGUGCAGAAAGAAUCGUUGAACCUCCUCGCUCAGAAAACCAACUGAUGUCUGAUCAAAGUUUGCCAAAUUGUGUGAAACACCCUUUUAUUACCUGUGAUGAAUGCAACACAGAGGGUAUAACAGGUGUCAGGUGGAAAUGUACUCAGUGCCCUGACUAUGACCUGUGUGAUGGUUGUUACCAUGGCAACAAGCAUAACCUGGACCACAAGUUCUGGAAAAUUCCUAAGCCUGGCUCUGAAAGAAUAUUGAUUGUUGCUCGCUCCUUGGAUGUGAAACAAGAUCACAAAUCUGACCUUGAGCUUGAAGACAUCAUCAGGCGUGUUGUGGAACUGGACAUUCCAGAAGAGUUGGUCAGGCAGGUAGUGGCAGCCAAACAAACCAUCCCAGCAUUCACCUCUGUCGAGGAGCUGACCAGUACUGUGUUGGCGUCACUUGAAACUACUCACACAGGACCACCAGAGGUGGCCAGUGAAGCAGGAAGUGGGGCGGCACCAGCGUUGACCGACGCUGGGAGUGAUGACAGACUUCAGUGUAAAGUGUGUCUGGACGCGGAGUGCGAGAUGACCUUUGUGCCGUGUGGUCACCUGGUCUGCUGUAGUGAGUGCGCGGAGGGUAUGAAAGCGUGUCCCAUUUGCCGUGCUGACAUUCAGUGUCAAAUACGAACUUAUUUAUCAUAAUCAAUUUAUUUUAAUUUACCAUACACAUACAAAAAUACCUACAAAAUAACUUAUAAUAUUAACAACAAAUCAUGUAUUUCUG